Molecule: messenger RNA, 1302 nt
Organism: Acaromyces ingoldii
Lineage: Eukaryota; Fungi; Basidiomycota; Exobasidiomycetes; Exobasidiales; Cryptobasidiaceae
Product: membrane protein
Exons: 5
Coding region: 1-1302 (433 amino acids)
Biological process (GO): transmembrane transport
Molecular function (GO): transmembrane transporter activity
Source: RefSeq, a predicted model, not a curated record
AUGUCGGAUGCGAUUCAGAACCUGGGCGGCGGAGGUGCCGCGACGCCCUGGGCUGUCAACGCCGCGACGGCCGCCUCGUACGUGGCUGUGUUUGCCGUCUCCAUCCUCGGUGGCCCCCUCGCCAGCCGCGUGGGCAUCCGCACGCUGCUCAUCUUCGGCGCCAUGACGUUCCCCAUCAAUGCUUCGUCGUACUACGUCAACCUCAAGUACAAGGUCCAGUGGUACCUCGUCCUCGGCCGCACCAUCUACGGCCUGGGAUUCGGGGCCUGGUACGUGGCCGAGGCGGCCAUCAUCCUCAGCUACCCCGAGGAGGGCCGGCGCGGGAGCUACCUGGCCAUCUGGGUCAUGAGCCGCAACCUGGGCCAGCUCGUCGGCGGGUCCAUCAACCUCUCGCGCAACAUCCACAACGCCAAGGCGGGCGCCGUCGCCACGUCGACGUUUCUCAUCUUCAUCGUCAUCGAGGCCCUCGCCUUUCCCAUCUCGUGGCUCAUCUCGCCCUCGGACAAGGUCAAGAAGUCGGACGGGACGCAGGUCAAGCUGGCGCCCAAGCGGUCCUGGAGCGAAGAGUUCCGCCUGCUGUGGGCCUCGCUGACCCAUCGACGGACCCUCUGCCUGUCCGUCUACUUCUUCUACUCGUACUUCUACGGCGGCGUGCUGGGCACCUACCUCUCGCUGCACUUUAGCGUCCGUGCCCGCGCGCUGUCCACGCUCAUCGUGCCGCUCGGCAUCAUCCUCUUCGUCUUCCUCCUCGGCCUCGUGCUCGACAGCCAGAAGAUGACGCAGCGGCGGCGCGCCCAGGUCGGCUUUGUGAUCGUCAUGGUGCCCACCAUCGCCGCCUUCAUCUGGCUCACCAUCAACCAGGCCCACUACGACGGCAAGAGCACGGGCAAGCUCGACUGGACGUCGGCUGGCUGGGCCAACGCCUACCUGCCCUUCUACAUCCUCCAGAUCACCGGCUACAUGUGCCAGACGUACAUCUACUGGCUCAUCUCGUGCUUCUCCGACGACGUCACGGCCAAUGCGCGCAACGGCGGCGUCUUUCGCGCCAUCGAAGCUGCUGGCCAGGCCGUCUCGUACGGGCUCAACAGCAAGGUGCAGCGCGUCAUCAUCUCCAUCUCGAUCAACUUCUUUCUGUGCAUGCUCGCGCUGCCAGGCUGCAUCGCCGUGAUCCAGACGGUGCCGCUGUACCGCGAGGACGCCAAGCAGGUGCAGCCGCGCCAGGAUCAGCAGGAGCAGCGGGAGCAGGAGCAGGAGCAGGAGCAGGAGCAGGAGCACAGCGUCGACAGCAAGAACAUCGCCUGA